Molecule: messenger RNA, 1650 nt
Organism: Symbiodinium natans
Lineage: Eukaryota; Dinophyceae; Suessiales; Symbiodiniaceae
Source: the annotation of a GenBank genome assembly
AUGACCCUGAAGCGCAUCCCCGAAGGGACAACUUUCGUGCCAGCCACUCCGGAUCAGGAGAAGCGUCUGUCCUUCGAUGCACCAGGGCUUACAGUGCAGGAUCGCGAGAAGGCAGAUCUUCAAACGCGAUGCGCCCUGAUGAAGCAGGCAGUCGAGGAGGCGCGGCUUCGAGCAGAGGCUGCGGAGGCCUACGAGAAAGGGGUGACAUUCGCCUCCUCUGGCUCUCUGGGAGCCUCCUCGCCACUGACAGUGUCGCAAGCGGUGGGCAAGUGGUGCAAGAAAGCAGAGCGGCCGGAGUCAUGUGUACGCUUGGCAGAGGCCCUGGCUCGGCUUGAGAGUCGUGGCGCGCUGAAAACAGUGGAGAGCGACAGCAGCUCGGAGGAGGCACUGCCCUGUCCGGACCUGCACCCGGAGAGUUAUGCAAGGUUUCACGCAAUUGACACGUCCUUCAGCGUCGAAGGUGGCCUGAAACAGCUUGGAAAUGUUGAUGAGCUCCGAAAGCAGCUCGCCGCGGAAAGAAACCAGCUGCGACUGUGGAUUAUCAAGGCCAAGCAAGACUGGGAGGAGAGGAAAGGCCAUCGCGGCGAAACCAACGAGCAAGAGUACUACAUUGCUUCCAUCGGCGAGACGCUUGGGCCCAACCGUGACUACCAGGCAGAGGCCAACAUCGGAAAAGGCGUCUUCUCCAGCGUGUUCCGCUGCAAGCAUGUGGGGACGAAGACUGACGUCGCCCUGAAGUUUGUGCGGUCUAACAAGAUGAUGCGGAAGGCGGCAGAGAAGGAGGUGGAGACUUAUCGCAAGUUGGCCAAAGUCGCGGCAAAGGAGGAUCACGAGGGUGCGCAGUACAUUAUGCUGCUCGCGCCUCCGGAGACGUUCGACCAUCAGGGGCACUUGUGCCUGGUCUUCGAUCUGCUUAAGUGCGAUCUGCGGACGGCUCUGACCAAGUACGGACAAGGGAAGGGCCUUCCGUUGCAGACGGUCGCACAAUACGCCAGGCAAUUGUUCCUGGCCCUGCGGUGCCUGCGGAAAAUAAAGCUGAUUCAUGGCGACUUGAAACCCGACAAUGUGCUCAUAACGCUGAGCAAGACGGAGAUCAAGCUGUGCGACUUUGGAUCAGCCAUGGACGUGGGCGAGGCGGUGAAGACACCGUAUCUGCAGCCCCGCUUCUAUCGAGCGCCAGAGGUUAUUCUCGGCAGUGGGUAUGACACGCAGAUCGACCUCUGGAGUUCGGGCGUCACCCUCUUCGAGUUGAGCUGCGGCAAGAUCCUUUUCACGGGGAAGUCGAACAACUCGAUGGUGCGGCAGAUGCUGGAGGUGUCUGGCGCCUUUCCGAAGCGACUGGCUACCAAAGGUGAGUUCCACGCGAAGCACUUCAAUUCCGAAGGUGAGUUCCUUCUUCAUGAUCCCACGUCCAUCACUGGCAUUCGGGACAUCCUGCCCAUGAAGCGGUACGAGAAGGUCCGCCAGCCAGUGGGCAACAUGCUGGACCAGGUGUUCAAGAACCCCCCGCCGAACUCGGACCCGAAGACCCAGGAGCGGUUGAUGCCGCGGGUGGCGGACCUCGUCGCGAAACUGCUCGUCCUGGACCCGGCGGAGCGGCUAACGCCCGAAGACGCCCUGGCCCAUCCCUUCUUUCAGAAGGACAAGUGA